Molecule: messenger RNA, 1925 nt
Organism: Micropterus salmoides (largemouth bass)
Lineage: Eukaryota; Metazoa; Chordata; Actinopteri; Centrarchiformes; Centrarchidae
Gene: zfpl1
Product: zinc finger protein-like 1
Exons: 8
Coding region: 179-1159 (326 amino acids)
Cellular component (GO): Golgi apparatus
Source: RefSeq, a predicted model, not a curated record
AGACGUGGCACAUAAACAGAGAGAGGAAGGAACAAGCUAGCAGCAGUCAAGUUUACUGAUGACAGCCCCGGAGCCGCCUUACAUGUGAAUUUGACAAGGAAGCUUUAAUGACAGUCGUACCACAUUACCUGAAGCGAACGGGACUUGAUUAAAAGUCUGUGUGAGAGCGCGGGUGGCUAUGGGUCUCUGCAAGUGUCCGAAGAGAAAAGUGACCAAUUUAUUCUGCUUUGAGCAUCGGGUAAAUGUGUGCGAGCAUUGCCUUGUCUCCAACCACAACAAGUGUAUCGUUCAGUCAUAUUUGCAAUGGCUCCAGGACAGUGAUUACAACCCCAACUGUACUCUGUGUAAUAAUAUACUGACUGCUCAAGACACUGUCCGACUGGUCUGCUAUGACGUAUUUCAUUGGUCCUGUCUUAAUAACUUGGCAUCUCGGCUGCCCCUCCAUACGGCUCCAGCGGGAUACCAGUGUCCCACCUGUCAGGGUCCAGUGUUUCCCCCUUCCAACCUUGCCAGCCCAAUUGCUGAUGUGCUGAAAGAACAGCUGUCAUCUGUUAACUGGGCUAGAGCUGGUUUAGGGCUGCCGCUGAUUGAAGAGCCCAGUGAGGUCCAUGAGGCGACCACAGCUAAUGAUGUCAGUGAUUAUACUGACUGGUCAACAUUUGACGUACAAGAACAAAAAAACAUUUACCCCAACCACUCCUACAACAGCCCACUACCAAAUCCUGUCUCACAUCCAGCACAGGAAGACCUUGGAGGUCCCCGUAAAAAUGGAGAUCCAAAUACGCAGGAGCACGCUGUGAUAAACUUAACUACUGCCACUACACAUGAUACAAUUACAUUACACACAGCAUCGUCACCAAGAAAGAUCUACGACACACGAGACAUUGGUCACAGCUCUGUCACACAGAUUGACUUUGACGAUGACAAGUAUCGGCGACGACCAGCGUUAAGUUGGUUUGCUCAAAUUCUCAAAAAUCGCACAGGUGGAAAGCGGACAUCUCUGUCCUGGAAACAGCGUGUCUUCAUGCUGCUUCUGGUCGGAGUUCUGGGAUUCUUUACAUUGAUAAUCAUCAUGGCUAAAGUUGGACGUGCCUCUGCUGGCUCAGACCCCAAUUUAGAUCCUCUUCUUAAUCCCAACAUCCGCGUGGGGAAAAACUGAUAACGCAUUGAUUUCUUCUCUUCCUUCUGUGUUACACAAUAUAAGUCUGUGUAUAACGAGCAGAAAUGGGACUUUCCAAUACAUGGUUAGCCCAACAGAGGGGGCCGUUUACCUUGAAUGGAAAAGAGAAAGAGACACUGCACCUCCUUUAGAAAUGCAGGCAAUCUCUGGCCACAUUCAUUUACAUCAGGCCACGGCCCUUUACAGACCAUAAAAAAAUCUCUCAACAUUCAGGAGAUUUCUAUGUUCCAAGCAAAGCAACCCACAAACUCCAAAGCUGACCAAUGCCGGUGCAUAUUGAGGAACGAUCCAAUAAUUGUUCUUUGAAAAGCUAAUGAUGAGGACGGGGUAAUAUUUAUAUUUAUAAUUCCAGCUAACAUUUGUCAGUGAUCUUUGUAAGUUGAUUUCUUUUAAAGUUCAGUAGAAACUAAAUAAACACUGUUGAUAUUGAAAGAACAUCUUUUGCUGGCAGAAAAUUCAUAAUGUAUAUAAUCAGCAACGCAACCUUCAAUAACGUCUACACGUUUAUAAACUGACUCCACUUACUGAUUUGAUUUGAGUGGACAUUUGCAUUUCUCUUUUAGAGAAGAUGUGGCCCUCAGAACUGGAAUCAAAUAUUGCCCACACGUAAUUAAUACAUAACUAUUCAUGGGUGUCUGCAUUCCUUCUGAAAUUAAGUGCAUUGGUUUUAGAUUUGCCAUACAUAACUGUAUGUACAUUUUCCUGAUGUUUUUUUGACUGUAUAUUAAAUGGGGAUACUACAGAA